This is a messenger RNA of Lepisosteus oculatus (spotted gar), 3005 nucleotides long. RefSeq names its product ubiquilin-1. Gene Ontology annotation, biological process: ubiquitin-dependent protein catabolic process. Gene Ontology annotation, molecular function: polyubiquitin modification-dependent protein binding. Gene Ontology annotation, cellular component: cytosol. The record is from RefSeq and is a predicted model, not a curated record. NCBI's taxonomy places the organism in Eukaryota, Metazoa, Chordata, Actinopteri, Semionotiformes, Lepisosteidae.
GUAUUUUUAUUUGCGGUCUUUUACAAAAUUCACGACUUUGCUUUGUAAGAAAUAAGAAAUUCUUGGAGUUUCCUAAAAUAGCUGGGUACAGUUGCUGGAAUUUAUUUUACCCAUGAUGCUCUAGACUAGGUUACAAUCAGGAAGCAAUAAGUUGAAGUGAUCAGUUUCGCAGACAUUUAAUUUUAGAUUGCACGAUUUAGAUUUCUCACUUAUCAUUUUGUUUUUGUCGUCAGCUGAAAACCAACAGGGAUUCAAACGAAAAACUAAAGCCGACAUGGCGGACAGUGGAGAGACCCCAGGACCCUCCUCUGAUGCCAAAAUCAUCAAAGUGACAGUCAAAACUCCUAAGGAGAAAGAGGAGUUCGCCGUGCCUGAAGACAGCACCAUCAAGCAGUUCAAAGAAGAAAUAUCAAAGCGUUUCAAGGCACAGACAGAGCAACUGGUUCUGAUAUUUGCUGGUAAAAUCUUGAAAGAUCAGGAUCUGCUUACCCAGCAUGGUAUCCAUGAUGGGUUGACUGUUCACCUUGUUAUCAAAACACAGAGCAGGUCACAGGACCAAGCAGCCCAGUCAUCCAGCAGCUCGUCUAGCAGUAGUGCAGGAGUCUCCACUGAGUCUAGCAGCACAACUACAGCUACUACAACACCAGCCUCCAGCAAUCCUUUAAGUCUUGGGGGCUUUGGAGGACUGGCAGGCCUAAGUGGAUUAGGAAUGAACACUGCCAACUUCUCUGAGCUGCAGAGCCAGAUGCAGAGGCAGUUGAUGUCCAACCCAGAAAUGAUGGCUCAGAUCAUGGAAAACCCCUUUGUACAGAGCAUGCUGUCAAACCCGGACCUGAUGAGGCAGUUAAUUAUGGCAAACCCCCAGAUGCAACAGUUGAUUCAACGAAAUCCAGAGAUCAGUCACAUGCUGAAUAAUCCAGACAUAAUGAGACAAACUUUGGAGCUUGCCAGAAAUCCAGCGAUGAUGCAGGAGAUGAUGAGAAACCAGGACAGGGCACUAAGCAACCUCGAGAGUAUUCCGGGAGGCUACAACGCUCUGAGGCGGAUGUACACUGACAUUCAAGAACCAAUGCUGAAUGCCGCUCAAGAGCAGUUUGGAGGAAACCCCUUUGCGUCAUUGGUGAACAGUGCAUCUGGAGGGGGGAGUCAGCCUUCACGCACUGAAAACAGGGACCCUCUGCCCAACCCCUGGGCACCGCCUGCCAGCUCACAGCCUGCCUCCUCCAGUGCCACUGGCGUCACUGCUAGCACCACUGCCCCUGCCAGUGCCAAUCCGGCACAAGGCACUGCCCACCCCAGCCUGGGGCCAGGACUGGGAGCAGGAAUGUUUAAUACACCUGGAAUGCAGAGCUUGUUGCAGCAGAUAACGGAUAAUCCACAGCUGAUGCAGAAUAUGCUGUCAGCUCCGUACAUGAGAAGUAUGAUGCAAUCAUUGAGCCAGAACCCAGACCUAGCUGCACAGAUGAUGCUGAAUAACCCACUGUUUGCUGGAAACCCACAGCUGCAAGAGCAGAUGAGACAGCAACUCCCUGUGUUCCUUCAGCAGAUGCAAAAUCCAGAAACCUUAGCUGCCAUGUCAAAUCCUAGAGCAAUGCAGGCCUUGCUACAAAUCCAACAGGGUUUGCAGACUUUGGCAACAGAGGCUCCGGGCUUUAUUCCAGGGUUAAACGUGGGUGGUCUCGGAGGACUGGGGAGUGCUGGUGCUCCAGGCAGUAGCUCUGUUACAGGUUCUGGUACUGGGGACAUAACAAGCAGCAGUCAUGGAAGCCUGGAGGCAGGGCAGCAACAGUUUGUCCAGCAGAUGUUGCAAGCCCUUGCUGGAACCAGUCCGCAGGCUCAGAAUCCAGAAGUAAGGUUUCAGCAACAACUAGAACAACUCAGCGCAAUGGGAUUUCUUAACCGUGAAGCCAAUUUGCAAGCACUUAUCGCAACAGGAGGAGACAUCAACGCUGCAAUUGAGAGGCUACUGGGGUCGCAACCCUCAUAGCACCCCUCUUUCAGGCUGCAAACAAAUGUAAUUUAUUUUUGAUAUAACAGCUGUUCAAUCUUUAAAAUACUUGCUUUAUUUCACUUUGAACCUGAAGACAUUGGUCUUAUGUUUAGGAAGUUUGGGAGCGUUGUAAAGUGAAGUGUAGUAGUUGUAUAUGAGCAGUGGGAAUCAGUCCAUUUUCACUAAUAAUGUUGCAUGAUUCCAAAACAAAACUGAAGACUUUAACACAUUCAUUGUGGUUUUUUAGACCAUUCUCAGCUUCUUACAGUUGUGUGAGCUGGUGUAUAUGAUGCGAAACUGUCAUACUUUGUAUUUCCGUUUUUGGUUCUUAGCCUUCAGUAGUAAUUUAUAUUCAGUUCAAAGACAAAACAGGCUAGAGUACAACUGAUCACGGCUGCAAUUGUGGUAUAUUGCUUCUUGGUUAAAUAGCAUGUUAUUUUUGCUAAUGGAGCCUUAAGAUACAUGACCAGAUGUAUAAAACUGGUAUGCUAACGUAAUUAUCCAGAACAGUGUUUCUAGAAGUGUUAAACAGAUGUAUAACUCAUUCAAAAAAUUACAAUUAUAACAAAAUUUGAAUUACAGUUGUAGACUUUGAAUUUCCACAUUAUGUAAUUACAUUAUGUAAUUUAAGUGAACUGAAGAAUCUUGUUAGAAACACUGAUCUGGAAAUCUAUACAUGUAGUACACCUGUACAGAGAGAUAGCAUUAUAAUUUGUCUUCUAAUAUAUACAGUGGUUAACCAUCCUUGAUUGUUAAAAUCCUGCGUCCCUUUGAAGAGCACUGUAUACCCAAAUUAAACUGGUGUGCUUUUUUAUUUUAUCAUCGGUUGACUCCUCGUUCUAUUCAAGAAAAGCGUUAGGAUUUGCAUCUCAAGAUGCAUUUUCAAUUCAAAAUGUCACUUGUGAUAUUAAUCUUGUUACUUUUAACUGCCUUGUAAAAAAUUAUAUCUUUUUGGUUUUUAUCCAUAGCUAAUUCCUCCUGUUCACAGGUCAAUAAAAUCAAGUGUAUAAAAAUA